AUGUGUUGGUUAUGUCCUGUAGAUGGUGGUGGCACCCCGGUACAGGACGAAAAUGCUCUCGGUUCAGAUGCGGAAGAGGAGAUGAGGAAUGAGCCGCGCCACUCCGAGGUAAGGGGAUAGUCGUCUAAGCAAGACAUUCAGAUAACCUGUGUUCAACAACAGUCUAGUGUGGUGGUCAAGCCCUCUUGAUUUCCACACCAUCUUGCACAUACAGAUUAACUUGUAAAAAAAUAUAUAUAUAAUAUCCAAGGGGUCUACGCUGACAUUUUUUACAAGGAUAAAUGUAGGCGCACACAAAGACAUUUAGGAGCACAACGACAAAUGUGGUUAUAAAGCUAAAAUCGUUCAUUUUUCAAAGCGCUCUAGUGCUCCUAAAUAAUGUCAGAUUGCACAGCAAAAUAUUUGGCCGCAUAUGCUAGUAAGAUGGUUGCACUGUAGAACCCUGCAUCCAUUCCUAACCGUAGACUUAUGAAGGGUUUUAUAUUUCCACCAUUUGUUAUGCAGGAUGAGAAUAGUGAUGGUGAGGGAGCUGCUCAGGCCAUGGAGACAACCGGCGUGGCCAGCGGGUCAGACAACGAGGGACACAAAGGGGAGGACAGUGACUUUGAGGAGGAGGCCCCUAGGCUUGCAGACAGCGAUAACAAGGAGGGGUCCCCAGUCAAACGCAGCACCUCAGACGUAGAGGGCUCCCCCCCACCCAAAUGCAGAGGCAGUAACUCGGACAUAGAGGAGUCCCCCCCACCCAAACGCAGGGGCAGCACCUCAGACGUAGAGGGCUCCCCCCCACCCAAACGCAGGGGCAGCACCUCAGACGUAGAGGGCUCCCCCCCACCCAAACGCAGGGGCAGCACCUCAGACGUAGAGGGCUCCCCCCCACCCAAACGCAGGGGCAGCACCUCAGACGUAGAGGGCUCCCCCCCACCCAAACGCAGGGGCAGCACCUCAGACGUAGAGGGCUCCCCUCCACCCAAACGCAGGGGCAGCACCUCAGACGUAGAGGGCUCCCCCCCACCCAAACGCAGGGGCAGCACCUCAGAUGUAGAGGAGAAAGAAACCAAACAGGCUGCAACCGUGAGCGACUCUGAGAACGAGGAUCGGCCCCCGUCCCGAGUCCGGAGCAGACACUCGAAUGCACGCAGUGACUCUGAGACUGAGGCGCCCGAACACAAAGCGCAGAUGGAGUCUGAUGGAGAGGAGGAGGAGUGCGGCGAGGGGAAAGGGAAGUGGAAGGCUGUAAUGCAGUCCGACAGUGAGGAUGAGGUGGAGGCUCGGCCAGCGAAAGCAGCUGCAGGCAGUGACCAGGAGAAGGAAAGUCCUGCAAAACGGGUGGUGGACGAGAGUGAGGACGACGAUGAGAUGCCA
Coregonus sp. 'balchen' is the source of this 1362-nucleotide messenger RNA. The record is from the annotation of a GenBank genome assembly. Lineage: Eukaryota; Metazoa; Chordata; Actinopteri; Salmoniformes; Salmonidae.